AUGAAAAUGCGCAAUUUUAUUAUUAAAGUAGUCAUCCUUUUAAUACAGCUUUCAUCUGUAAGUGCUGGUGAUGAUUUGAAUUUUAAUAGCUCAUACCUUAAUAUAAGUCUCCCUGUUCCACUUCAAAGUAGUAUUAAAAGCCGUAUAAGCCUGGAAAGUGAUUUUAAAUUUCUUUUUAUACGUAUUGCGCCAGUUAUAUAUCAACUUUAUUUUAUAUUUACGAAUGACCCCAAUGACGAAGUCAAAAAAUUUUCACGAUACUAUAAUGACUCUGUUCAAAUGAUUUUACCUCCUUUAUUGUUACUAGUUCCUUCUUUAAUUUCACCAUAUGAGAUAUACGAUGCUUACACUAUACGGAAUUUACAUUUUGCGUCAAUUGUAUAUUACUUUUCAAGUUCUGCUUCAUACCAUUGGGUUACUGGAAUUAUUCUUUUUUCAGUGGCAACCUCUUUGCAGUUUGCUCACAGCGAUACUAGAAAAUAUAACCAAGAGUGUUCAUUUAUAUUCAAACUUGACUGUGUAUCAAAUAAUGAGAAACAAGUUAAAAAUAACACCAAUAAUGAAGAAACUGCGCGGCGCGUCAAAGAUGAAGAAAGAUGA
This is a messenger RNA of Dentiscutata erythropus, 600 nucleotides long. NCBI's taxonomy places the organism in Eukaryota, Fungi, Glomeromycota, Glomeromycetes, Diversisporales, Gigasporaceae. The record is from the annotation of a GenBank genome assembly.